AUGAUCUUCACCAACUUCAUCGCUGGCGCUAUCGCCCUGUCCGUCGGUGUCAGCGCCGGUCCUUGCCGCAUCAGCUCUCAGACAUCUGGAACUGCUGCCACCACCACUGCUGAGGCCUCACUCGCAACCUCUACCGUUCUCACCACCACUGCCCUCGAUUUCACUACCGAUCUUACCACCUUCCUUACCUUGACUGCUGAGACUACCUCUGCUGCUGAGGAGACCACCACUGCCGCCGAUGAGACCACUGCUAUCGAGACCACUGCUGUCGAUACUACCACUCUCGAGGCUACCACCACUGCCGAGGCUACCACUACCGCUGAAGUUGUCACUACUCAGGCCACCAGCGCUGCACCUGAAGCGACGACCUCUUCGGCUCUUACUGUCCAGUGCCACACCAAUGAGGAGUGCGAUUCCCUUCUCGACGUCAGCGGACUGAGCUGUAUGGACAACACAUGCGAGUGCAAGACUGACUUCCUUUGCCAUGUCGUCGUAUACUAG
Molecule: messenger RNA, 501 nt
Organism: Fusarium pseudograminearum CS3096
Lineage: Eukaryota; Fungi; Ascomycota; Sordariomycetes; Hypocreales; Nectriaceae
Exons: 1
Coding region: 1-501 (166 amino acids)
Source: RefSeq, a predicted model, not a curated record